Molecule: messenger RNA, 1141 nt
Organism: Eremomyces bilateralis CBS 781.70
Lineage: Eukaryota; Fungi; Ascomycota; Dothideomycetes; Eremomycetales; Eremomycetaceae
Product: putative alcohol dehydrogenase
Exons: 2
Coding region: 147-923 (258 amino acids)
Molecular function (GO): oxidoreductase activity
Source: RefSeq, a predicted model, not a curated record
UUCGUAUCGAAUCAGCUUGGAGAGGCAAGAAGAAACUCCUCGGCGUCCAAUCAUGGCAGCGAUAUACUUCCCCGCACGACAACAUAUUUCCCGGAUCAUGAAUGCUGUGGCCUCUUGACGUUUUACGGCUGAGAAAAGAAUUCAAGAUGGGUCGACUAAAUGGAAAAGUUGCAAUCGUGACAGGCGGUGGUUCAGGGUUCGGAGAAGCGAUAGCGAAGGCUUUUGCGAACGAAGGCGCCCAUGUGCUCAUCGCCGACAUCGCAGUUGAAAACGGAAGGCGAGUCGAGGCCGAAAUCGAACAGACGAGUUCAGAAGGCCAAGGAAGAGCAGUGUUUAUCGAGUUCGACUGCGUCAGCCAGCAAUCAUGGAAAGAAGCACUUGAGUUCGCCAAAGAAAAAUUUGGAAAGCUGGACAUCGUGGUGAAUAAUGCCGGUACCACGUAUAAGAAGAAGCCAAGCAUCGAGGUGACUGAAGAAGAGUUUGACAAGAUUAUCAACGUCAACAUCAAGAGCAUCUACCAAAGCGUAGCCGUAGUCAUGCCAUACUUCGUCGAACGAAAGCAAGGAGUGUUCCUCAACACGUCCUCGGUUGCUGGUACAAGAGUCAGGCCUGGACAGGUCUUCUAUGGAGGCACCAAAGGCUUCGUAAACACGAUCACUCAGGGCCUUGCAGCAGAGUACGGGCCGAUGGGCGUCAGGAUCAAUUCACUCUGCCCCCUCCGUGGCGCGACAGGACUGCUGGAGAUGUUUUCGGGGGUCCCAGACACGCCUGAGGAGCGAGCUCGUUUCGCUCAAAGCGUUCCGCUCAGGAGGAUGUCGGAACCUGCCGAUAUUGCUGCUGCUGCGGUAUUUUUGGCAAGCGAUGAGGCCUCGUUCAUAACCGGCGUCAAUCUGCCAAUCGAUGGAGGACGACUGGCUGUGUGAUGCUUUCAUAUAGGGGCUGUGAAACAGCUGGCUUAGAGACCAUCUCGAGAGGCGACACUUCGAAAGUGAUUAGUGACGUGACAGGGAACUGAGUCUAAUCCAAGGGUAGAUGAAAUGAAAACAAGAAUCAGGAUCAUGUCCAUGAUGGGAAUUAAACAAUGCACGUUUCAAAUCCCAUCAUCAUUGUUUUCUUGCGAUACGCGUCAACACGAAUGUGU